Molecule: messenger RNA, 432 nt
Organism: Hirsutella rhossiliensis
Lineage: Eukaryota; Fungi; Ascomycota; Sordariomycetes; Hypocreales; Ophiocordycipitaceae
Exons: 1
Coding region: 1-432 (143 amino acids)
Source: RefSeq, a predicted model, not a curated record
AUGCGGAGGAAGAUCCAAGCUCUGGACAUUUGGGCCGGUAUGCCUGCAAUCUGGAUUACCAUCAGUCCCAACGACAUAAAUAAUCCGGUAAAGAUGAAGCUUGCCAUUCAUAGGCUCCAUGAUUAUGAGUCUGCAAAGGAGCUUUUGGCCGAUCUCCGUGAAAGGUACGACAGAAUCGCCCUCAGCACCAUGGAUCCGGUCAGCUCGGCCAUCUUCUUCCACCGAGAAAUAUCUCUAUUCUUUGACAAAUACGUGAACACAGGCCAGGAAUCGAUCUUCGGGAAGAUCAGCCACUACUACGCCACGGUGGAAACGAACGAGCGAGGCAGCCUCCACUUGCAUGGACUCCUCUGGCUGGACGGCAACAUGCGGUUACCGAACCUGAUGGACGACAUGGCCAAUCCGCGGAAGAAUCGUAUCGUGCCCAGGUGA